This is a messenger RNA of Uloborus diversus, 962 nucleotides long. Its product is annotated as U21-ctenitoxin-Pn1a-like. The record is from RefSeq and is a predicted model, not a curated record. Gene Ontology annotation, biological process: proteolysis. Gene Ontology annotation, molecular function: serine-type endopeptidase activity. NCBI's taxonomy places the organism in Eukaryota, Metazoa, Arthropoda, Arachnida, Araneae, Uloboridae. The transcript has 8 exons. The coding region runs from base 36 to 902 and encodes 288 amino acids.
UUUAUUUGAGCACUGUUACGCUUAAAGGAGCCAGAAUGAAGGUGCUUUGUGCGAUUACGCUUCUCUGUAUGGCUGUAUGUGUUCUAGCCAAGGACCCUUUGACAGUUGAAAACUGUGGCAAGAGCUUCGUCAGUCCGAGCGCCGAUCGUAUUGUAGGUGGAACGACUGCACCCCACGGGCUGUAUCCAUGGAUGGUGUCUCUGUACGAACGAGACGGUUUUUGGUAUCAUGCUUGUGGAGCUAGCAUAAUUAACGAGCACUGGGUAGUCAGUGCUGCUCACUGCAUCGAUUUUCCAGACUAUCCCCUGAACUAUAAAAUUUAUGCCGGACUUCACAAGCAGUCUGACAAGUAUCAUGAUGCUGUCGAAGUCUACGUGAUAUCUGAUAUUUUUCUCCACGAAGAUUAUAACAGUAUUACCAACUCGAACGAUAUAGCCCUUCUUAGAACAAAAGAGAAGAUCAAUAUUGCUGGAUCCAAAGGGUACAUCAAUGGAAUUUGCCUGCCCCAGGACAGUAAGGAUCCUACUGGUGAAGGCCAGAUUUGUGGAUGGGGCCAUGAGUGGUCUAACGGACGCAAUUCGGAUGUUCUGAAGCACGCAACUAUACCGUUGGUGGACCGAAAAACUUGCAACGAUGCUUACGAUUACAAUCCUCAUGACAACGAAGAUGAAAUACUGGAGAACAUGAUAUGCGCAGGAAAAGAAAACUUAGACACUUGCCAGAAUGAUUCCGGUGGUCCCUUGUCCCAGAGAGACAAGAACGGCAUAUCCACCCUCAUCGGCAUCACUUCAUUCGGAAAAGGCUGCGGAGAGGAUGGAUAUCCUGGAGUCUACACCAAGGUGGGCUACUUCCGAGACUGGAUGACGAAGACCAUUCAAUCCAGAGACCCCCUAUACUCUUGAACAUUCACUUGACAGUUGUAUAAAAUAUCUGUAUUCCAUCAAUAAAAUAUUCAAAAAGAG